Messenger RNA from Zingiber officinale, 1260 nucleotides. RefSeq names its product GATA transcription factor 17-like. Gene Ontology annotation, biological process: regulation of DNA-templated transcription. Lineage: Eukaryota; Viridiplantae; Streptophyta; Magnoliopsida; Zingiberales; Zingiberaceae. The coding region runs from base 173 to 1099 and encodes 308 amino acids. The record is from RefSeq and is a predicted model, not a curated record. The transcript is spliced from 8 exons. Gene Ontology annotation, molecular function: zinc ion binding; sequence-specific DNA binding; protein binding.
UAGCUUCCCAGUUCCCGAUCGCAAUGCUCCACUCCAAUUUCUAGGGUUUCUUACUUCACGUUUUUUCUCAGAUUAAUCCUCCCAGAAAUCUCGAUGGUGGACUACCAUCGAAGCAGAUCCAACGCCUUCCUUCUCCCUGGUCUUUGCUUCCUGCGCUGAAGGAGGAAGAGGGAUGGGUUCAAAUCCUGGUCAGGCCUCCGAUUUGAAGACGGAUCACCUUGUGCGUCAGCCGGCCGGUGGCGAAGGUCACUUAAUCGCCGCCGCGGACGCCAGGGCACUGCAAUCGUAUGGACAUGACAGGGGCAACGGCGGAGCCGGUGAUGGCAUGGAGGAAGAUCUCGACGGUGCUGUUGAGGGGGAGGCUAUGGAAGGUGAUGUGGGUCAUGAUCACGGAGGCUUGGGAGAUCAAAAUGCCAUCAUCGUGCCUCCAGUUGCUAGCAAUCAGCUGACGCUCUCGUUCCAUGGGGAAGUCUAUGUGUUCGACUCUGUCUCACCUGAAAAGGUUCAAGCUGUUCUUUUGUUGUUGGGGGGACGUGAAAUUGCUGCCACCUCAGCCUCAAUGCCAUCAGCAUCUAAUCAAUUGAAUAAGCGCUUGAAUUUCCCUCACAGAGUUGCUUCACUAAUGAGGUUCCGUGAGAAGAGGAAAGAGCGCAACUUUGACAAAAAGAUACGAUAUGCUGUACGGAAAGAAGUUGCUCUUAGGAUGCAGCGAAAUAGAGGUCAGUUUACUUCAUCAAAAUCAAAGCCUGAGGAUGCCAAUUCAGAUGUCACAAAUUGUGAGGGAACCCAGCAUUGGGGUUCAAUUGAAGGUCGGCCACCGUCGUCAGCUGUUUGCCAUCAUUGUGGUAUCAGCUCAAAAUUGACACCAAUGAUGCGCCGUGGACCUGAUGGACCAAGGACACUAUGCAAUGCUUGUGGACUCAUGUGGGCAAAUAAGGGUACAUUGAGAGACCUCUCUAAAAAUCCUUCCCUGAUUCUACAGAGUGGCCCUCAAGAAGGAAAUGAAAUGAUACUUGUUUCUCCCCAGAAUGAAGCCUCUGCAACAGUAGUUGAACAACAACCUCUUGCUGCUAACCGUCCAGAAUCGUUGUCGCCAUGAGAAAUCCUAGUUGCACAUACUGUGGGAGCUCCAGUAGUAGUCAGUAAUAGUAGCAUACAUUUGCCCUGUAUUAUAUCCUCUCACUAGGUUUAUCUUGUGUGGAUGACCAAGAACUACUUAACUUUAAUGAGGAUUCAUCUGCAGUUAACUCUUGCUGAUUA